CAGAGACCACAAGAGACUACAGUCAGAGCAGCUGACAUGUGUGACAGGUUCAUGUGUGUGUGCGCGCUCACUUUAUCUUCAAGUGUCUCCAGCAAACCAAGUUAAAGGAUCUGGUUGGAUAAAACCUGGAGGAGUCACAUCAAAUUCAGAAUUUGAGACCUGAUGCUUCCCGCUAUCACCAUGGAAACGGAGGCCAGUCACAUGCUGGAGGCGGCACUGGAGCAGAUGGAUGACAUCAUCGCAGGUUCCAAAGCAGCAGCGGUCGAGCUUUCUCACAGCAUGUAUGACCUGGGUUCCCCCGUCAGCGCCGGUCCUCUGCAGGUCGUUCAGUUAGCCGAGGACCUCAAACUCGCCUUGGAGCUCUGGCCCAACCAGGACGACAGAGACGGCCUCAGAGCACAGUUACCUACAGAAACAGCACAGAUUCUCAUAGACUGGCUGCAGAGUGGAACUGUGAACCCGUGUUCUCCAGCCAACAAUGAAACCUACCAAGAACGACUGCUCCGCCUAGAGGGAGACAAGGAGUCUCUGGUGCUACAGGUGAGCGUUCUGACCGACCAGGUUGAGGCCCAGGGAGAGAAGAUCAGAGACCUAGAGAGUUCUCUGGAGGAACACCGGCGGAAACUGGCCUCUACAGAGGAGAUGCUGCAACAGGAGCUGAUGAGCAGGACCUCUCUGGAGACUCAGAAGCUGGACCUGAUGGACGAGGUGUCCUACCUCAAACUGAAGCUGGUCGGCAUGGAGGAGACACACACAAACUCACACCCACAGGACCCCGCGGAAACAAAGCAGAACAAAGCUGAGUGUGUGGUAAAUCUCAUCAGUGAGCUCCAGGAGCAGAUGUGCAGGUUUCAGGAGGAGAUCAGCACUCGUAUCCAGGAGAAACGGGCCCUGGAGGAGAGGGAGGCCCAGCAGGGGGAGCCCAGAGGCAGCCUAACCCAGGGCCACAGCCCUCAGGCUGGGUUAGCCUGCUCAGACAUGAGCCCGUCUGGCUCUGACGUCCAGAUGCACAAUGGAGGACAGACCGUACACGAUUUGCUACAAGAAGUGAGGCAGCUGAAGAGCAAAGUGGAGGAGCUGGAGGGAGAGAAUGGCCAGUAUGAGAGGAAACUCAGAGCCACCAAGGCGGAAAUGUCAGAGCUGCAGCAGCUCCUGGCCUCCAAAGACGCUGAGAUCGAAUGCCUGCAGACCCAGCUGUUGUCCAGAGGCAGCUCAGCCAAUGACAACGCAGAGAGAGAGGAGCUGUAUAUCAAGCAGCUGAUUAACAAAUACCAGGAAUACCAGAGGCUGAAGGUGGGCAUGGAGUCUUUGUUAGCUUCAAAUGAUGAAAAGGACCGGCGUAUAGAGGAGCUGACCAUUCUGCUUGGCCAGUACAGAAAGAUGAGGGAUGUCAUGGCACUCACACAGGGGAGCAGUGAAGAGGAGCUGAGUGGCAGUCUGAGACUCCGAGCCAUCACACACAAAGCUCAGUCUGAUUUCGUCAGGUCAGAGAUAUCAUCAAGAGGGUCUUCUCCACUUCUGCUUUCUUCAUCUCCUUACCAGAGAGAGUUGGACUCCAGUAUCCAGAACUCUGUGGACACAUCGCUGGUGUCCACAAGCUUCCUGAAUGGAUCCUGGCAUCAGCACAGGUUGCUGUCCAGCAGUCUGGAAGAGUUGCAGAGUGGAUCCUUACAAAAGGCUGUAGACAUCCAGCCAGUUGAAACUGAAUCAGACACAAGGACAGAGAACCCCGACAUGGAGCUGAGCAAGUACCAGACUCUGCCGGGGAAACUAAAGAGUAAAAAGAGGGAGGUGAGGGUCGAGCUGAACGGAGAUGAUGAUGAUGAUGCAUUUCCUGUCCACGGCCACGGGCACGACUACCGUCUCAGACAUCCAGAGAAGCUGGAGGAGUGUCUUCUGUCAGACCAGUCCCCCCUGUCCUCUGGAGUGGACUCUGGACAGCAGUCCCCCGUCUCACCAGAGAACAGGAAGAAUCACAGAGACAGAGGCAUUAAAAGACUCUGGGGGAAGAUCCGUCGCAGCCAGUCAGGCAGUCCUGCCCAGGGUCACGACCCCGAGCUGGGGGAGUUCAAGAGGGGAGGCUUCAGAGCUACAGCUGGAGCGAGAUUGUCCCAUUCAGGGAACACACGAGACCUGAAGAUGCCCUUCAGUAAGUGGAGCACAGAGCAGGUGUGCGACUGGCUCGAGGAGAUUGGACUCGGCCAGUACGGCAUUCUCGCUUGCCACUGGAUCACCGGCGGUGAUACUCUACUGUCAGCCACGCUGCAAGACCUGGAGAAGGAGCUGGCGAUGAAGAAUCCGCUCCACAGGAAGAAGCUCCAGCUGGCCAUCAAGGCGUCGAGCAGCAGGCAGCCGGAGAAGUCUGCAGAGCUCGAUUACAUCUGGGUCACCCGUUGGCUCGAUGACAUCGGACUUCCUCAAUACAAAGACCAGUUUAAUGACGGGAGAGUUGAUGGGCAGAUGCUGCAGUACCUCACUGUGAAUGACUUGUUAUUCCUUAAAGUGACCAGCCAGCUGCAUCACCUCAGCAUCAAAUGUGCCAUUCAUGUUCUCCAUGUCAACAAGUUUAACUCCAGCUGCCUCAAACGCAGGCCCAGCAACGAGAACCAGUUCACUCCCAGUGAGGUGGUCCAGUGGUCCAACCACCGAGUCAUGGAGUGGCUGAGAUCUGUGGAUCUGGCAGAGUACGCACCCAACCUGAGGGGCAGCGGCGUGCACGGAGGGCUGCUCAUGCUGGAACCUCGGUUUAGCUCGGACACACUGGCCAUGCUGCUGAACAUCCCUGCUCAGAAAACACUGCUGAGACGCCACCUAACCACCAACUUCAACAGCCUGGUGGGAGCACAAGCUCAUCAGGAGAAGAGGGAGUACACUGAGGCAGCAGGGUACAGCCCGCUCAGCAUCACAGCUAAAGUCAAGCCGAAGAAGUUGGGCUUCUCUACCUUGACUCACCUCAGGAGGAGGCGGCUGGACGAAUCCACGGACUACGUGUGUCCAAUCGAGUCGUCCUCGCCUCAGUCGGGACAGUCUGCGGGGAACGGGGUGCAGGUGCGGCCGUACGCCGGCUUCAGAGGCCUGAGCCCGAUCCUGGACAGAGAGCCCGACCGCUGCAGGGACCAGAUGGCGAUCACGGAGGGUACCAUGUUGCAAAUAGAAGCUCUGUCUGAAAGCAUCAACAACCUCACAUACCUGCUCAGCCAAGACGAGCUGCAGAAGGAGCUGAGGCGGUCUCAGACGGCGCUGGUUUGAAGGACAAUGACCCCGAGACGUGUACAGCAGCAACCAAUCAGACACCUGCACUGUACCUCAAGCCCCGCCUAACACCGCAGUGUGGAGCUGAUACUUCUACUUCUACUUCUACUAUCCGCUGAUAUCUCACGUAACACCAACCGUCACUCUGAAGUCCUGCUGUAGAGGACUGAGGAACACCAGUGGACUAACACAAUGUGGAAAACAAUCAUUGCUUACAAACAUCUUUUUUUUUUUAUUUCUACAAUAAUGAACUGAACUGCUACUCAUUAGGCCUUUGGGGUAUUUUUUUUUUACUGCUUUCCUUGUUUCCCUAUGCAAUGUACCCUCAAAUGAUCAUACUGUACACUGCAUAUACUGUACUGGUAUGUCAAAGGGGGAGAAUGUUUCAUAGCAAUCAUUUGACAUACAGAGUAUAAUAUAUUUUAUGGAAUCUAUGAUGAAAGAGGGAACAAGAAUUUAAGCACAAUGGUCAGCCACUUCAGAUCUCAUAAGAGACCAGAGUAGAGCCAGAUUGAAAACUGAUUCAAUCGAUGGCAAGGAAAGAAACACACACACACACACACACACACACACACACACACAUAAUGGCGGUUGUGUUGAGCUCCUCAACAUGAUCAUGUUGAAAUGACAUAUUGUUACAACUGUUAGAUCUUCUCAGAGGAGGCCGUAUGUGAAAAGGCUGAACAGGACAAACACUUACCCACGUUACUUUGUUGAAAUGAGUUGCAUUAUUUCAGCAAGGAAAGAUUCAGUAGUAACUAGAAUGGCACUUGGAGAGCACAGACGCGAACGCCACUAGUCUUCAUAAGAAGCAGACCCAUGACACGUCAGAGAUUCUCACAAUGUCAUGAGAUAACGUGAGAAUCGCAGGAUCACAUAUCACAUGAAAACCCAUCUUGUCAGGCUUCAAGUAAUGCGUUUGUGUCAGGCAAGCCAAAGCACGGACCACUCAGCGUUCUGUUAGGACCUACUGGCAGCUACAGGCGUGGCUUAGGUAUGUGAGACACGGAGAGGCGGUUGUUCUAAACAACGAUGGAGGCUCCUGAAGAGGUUAGCGUAGAUGCUGCAUUAACAUCAGUUCUAUCAGAACUAGAGAGUAUUUCUCCACUGAAGGAAGAGCAAAGAACAGCACUGAAGGAGAUGUUCUCACUCUUCUCCCGACUGGCUUCAGCAAGAGUUUGACUGAUUGAGUUUGACUGUUCAUUCAGUCACCGGCCAAGUAUUGAAAAUACGUAAAUAAAUUUGAAAUAGAAACAGUUUCCAAUGACGGCUUCUCAGAUGGUUCAGUGUAAAAUAACAUCUGGUGGGUCAGGUUACAUCAGUGACAGGACAGAAAGAGCCUAGACACUGGAGAUAAUGAAAUGACCUGAAGGCAGGUGGGCGAUGUGUCCGGGGACAGUCUACAGGUCAGUUUGAAAGACAGGAUCAGUGAUCUCGUAGUUAAAGAUUAGCAUCCAACAACUAAUCAGUACAUAAAAUGCCAGAAGAAAGUUGGGGAGGAUUUAGCAGCAUCAGAAAGAUGGAAAAUGUUUCGACUUCCAUUCAGGCCAAACUAAUACAUAGAAGGUCAAAAUGAUCCAGUCCAGAAAUACCAGAUAUAUUUAGGAACAGUGUCACCAUUACAUCAUUUGUUCAACUGAACCUAGUACAUAUCAUUGUUACAAUUCUGAAUGAAUAAAGCUGCACUAAUCAAUAUUUUUAUAUCAAAUGUGGAUCAAAUAAAUGUGUGAGACUCCACAGUUCCCCUUAGAGCUUUUUUAGCGUCUUUUAGCUCAUUCUUUUGGUUUCACCUCCCACAACUUUAGCUUGUCAACCUUGUUCCAGCCACAUCAGGCAGCUGUUUUCAUUGAAAAAGUCGAUAAACACACUUUACACUACCUGCUCAGCACCAAACAGCAGAUAGACACAGUUAGAGACUAGCUGGUGAACAUAGCAUAGAGCCAAAGAGACAGAUGAGUUUAUCAGGGUUUGGGGGGUAAAAGGAAUCCUUAUCAAAGAUAGAUUUUUGUGUUAUGUGUUUACGUUAAUAAACUCUCUAACAGGC
This is a messenger RNA of Sebastes umbrosus (honeycomb rockfish), 5296 nucleotides long. RefSeq names its product PPFIA binding protein 2b (gene ppfibp2b). The coding region runs from base 163 to 3249 and encodes 1028 amino acids. NCBI's taxonomy places the organism in Eukaryota, Metazoa, Chordata, Actinopteri, Perciformes, Sebastidae. The transcript has 29 exons. Gene Ontology annotation, biological process: receptor recycling; neuromuscular junction development. Gene Ontology annotation, molecular function: protein binding. The record is from RefSeq and is a predicted model, not a curated record. Gene Ontology annotation, cellular component: presynaptic active zone.